Protopterus annectens (West African lungfish) is the source of this 1167-nucleotide messenger RNA. It is a transcript of the gene GSC, whose product is annotated as goosecoid homeobox. Gene Ontology annotation, biological process: regulation of transcription by RNA polymerase II. Bases 403 to 1155 code for a protein of 250 amino acids. Lineage: Eukaryota; Metazoa; Chordata; Ceratodontiformes; Protopteridae. Gene Ontology annotation, cellular component: nucleus. The transcript is spliced from 3 exons. The record is from RefSeq and is a predicted model, not a curated record. Gene Ontology annotation, molecular function: DNA-binding transcription factor activity, RNA polymerase II-specific; RNA polymerase II cis-regulatory region sequence-specific DNA binding.
AGCGCAAUUAGCAGCGACAACAGAGAUAAUGUCAGGUCUAGUGGUUUGUACAAAGGCACUGCCUAAUGGAAAGGAUUAACCUAAUUUCAUUAGUUCACAAUACACAGAAUAGUCCCUUUUCACGCCUUUGUAACCGCCACCCCCACAUAUUUGCUGCCCUCUACAAUUUAGCAAGAGCACUGUCCACAGUGACGUCACCAGGGUAUAAAACUGGCAACAAGUUGCAAUGGCUUGAUGCACAGCACAGCCUCAGCCCACAAGUUUGCAAAUCUACAACACGCCUGAACCUUCUUUUCAAGGAAAGCUUCGAUACACUGAGAACACGAUUUCAGGACUGCAUUUCGCUAUUUAUUUUUCACAACUUUUGGACUUCAUAACUUUUUGGACAUUUGUGGGUUGGUGAUGCCUAUUGGUAUGUUCAGCAUUGAUAGCAUUCUAGCUGCGGGGAGACCUCGUUGCAAGGAAACGUUGCAACCUAUACUAACCCCUUCGGGGACUACUGUUUCAACCACCCAUGGCGUCGUGUUCCCAGACCCGGCAGCACUGUGUGCAGGGGCAGACUAUGCCGGACUGUACUCCCGGGCUGUUGCCCCUACUUCUAACCUGCAGGCGCUCGGUGGAGCCCGGAUGGCUUAUAGUAAUUAUUAUUAUGGACAGCUUCAAGCUCAGGCGCCAGUUGGACCUUCCUGUUGUAGCACAGUGCAGCCCCUAGGGACCCAACCUUGCUCCUGUGUCCCCCCAGGCUACGAGGGCACCGGAUCGGUGCUUAUGUCCCCGGUUCCCCAUCAGAUGCUGCCAUAUAUGAAUAUGGGCAGUUUAUCCAGGACUGAGCUACAACUGCUUAACCAGCUCCACUGCCGGAGGAAACGCCGCCAUCGUACCAUUUUCACCGACGAACAGCUGGAAGCUUUAGAGAACCUCUUCCAGGAGACCAAGUAUCCAGAUGUUGGAACCAGGGAACAGCUGGCCAGAAGAGUGCAUCUGCGAGAAGAGAAGGUGGAGGUAUGGUUUAAAAACCGCAGAGCAAAGUGGAGAAGGCAAAAACGGUCUUCUUCUGAGGAGUCGGAAAACUCUCAAAAAUGGAAUAAAAUUUCAAAAAUAUCAACGGAAAAAACAGUUGAUGAAGGGAAAAGUGACCUGGAGUCUGACAGCUGAUGUUAUGGAAAA